UCCAGUUAAAGAAGUUCUUCCAAACUAAGAAGAUCGACGAUAACCGAAAAAUUAAAAAAAAAAAAAUGGCGAAGAAAGUUCUUUUGUGUAGUAUUGUAAUAGUUUUGAACUUUUUCAGUUUUUCGGCUGCCGAACUUGGUUGGUGGGAAGAUGCAUCUUUAUACCAAAUUUAUCCAAGAUCUUUUAAAGAUAACGAUGGUGAUGGAGUUGGUGAUUUAAAAGGCAUAACUUCAAAGUUGGAUUAUCUAAAAGAUAUUGGAAUUACUGCUGCAUGGUUAUCACCAAUUUACAAGUCUCCAAUGUCUGAUUUUGGUUAUGAUAUUUCCGAUUUUUACGAUAUUGAUCCACUUUAUGGUAAUUUGGAUGAUUUCGAUGCCCUCAUUGCUAAAGCUAAGUCAAUCGGCUUGAAGAUUAUAUUGGAUUUUGUACCAAAUCAUUCGAGUGAUGAGUGUAUUUGGUUUCAAAAAUCGGUGAAUCGUACAGAGGGAUAUGAGAAUUUUUACGUGUGGGCUGAUGGUCGUGGAGAAGAUCCUGAAAAUCCGGGAAAACAACUUCCUCCAUCGAAUUGGACAAGUGAUUUCGGAGGUACAGCAUGGACUUGGAAUGAUCAACGUCAACAAUUUUUUUUGCAUCAAUUCCAACCUAAACAACCUGAUUUGAAUUUUAGAGAUGAAAACGCACGUGCAACCAUGUUAAAUGUGCUAAAAUUCUGGCUAGAUCGUGGCAUCGAUGGUUUUCGUAUCGAUGCUAUUCCAUAUUUUUUUGAGACCCUCAACGAAAAUGGAACGUAUACCGAUGAACCUGUUAGUGGAGAAACAUCAGAUCCAAAUAGCAACAAAUACCUCAAGCAUUUAUAUACAAGAGAUCAACCUGAAAAUGUUGGACUUAUUGCAGAAUGGAGACAAUUUGUAGAUAAUUAUACAAGAGAACAUGGUGGAGAUGAGAGGAUUUUAUUUGCUGAAGCUUAUUCACCAUUAGAAGCUCUUGAUAAUUAUUUUGGCAAUGAAACACAUCCUGCUGCACAUUUUCCAUUCAAUUUUGAUCUUAUGUAUUUGAAUAAAGAUUCGAAUGCUAGAGAUUUAGAAGAUAAAGUUAAUAAUUGGAUGGACACUAUUUGGAAAAAACAUAAAUCAGCUAAUUGGGUGAUUGGAAAUCAUGAUAAUCCUAGAAUUGGUGAUCGUAUAGGAAAAGAUAAUAAGGAUAAUAUCAAUAUGGUAGUUUUAGCAUUGCCUGGAUCACCUGUUACUUAUAAUGGUGAAGAAAUCGGCAUGGACGAUGUCCCAGAUGCAUGUUCGAAUGACCCAUGUGAUUUCCGUGAUCCCGAACGAACUCCAUUUCAAUGGGACAAUACAACAUCAGCUGGAUUUUCUGACUCAAAUAAGACAUGGUUGCCAGUUGCUAAAGAUUAUAAAUGCAAUAAUGUGAAAAUUCAGCAAGGUCAAGAGAGAAGUUCGUUGAACAUUUAUAAAGGAAUGCAAAAACUUAAAACUACGGCAGCAUUUAAGGCAUUCAAAGAAGAAGGAGCUUGGAAAUAUGGUGCUUUGAAUGAUCAAGUUUUUCAAAUUAUAAGGAACAACACAAAUGAAGAAUAUCGAAUUUUGGUUAAUUUGGGAAGUGACUUAGAGACUGUUGGUCCUUUAUGUAAUUCAAUAGACACAAGUUUAUGUUUUAUGGAAUACAAAUUGGUAACUAAAAACUCACCUCAUAACAUAGGGGAUUUGGCUAACUUGACUUCAAUCCAGUUGACUCCUCAUGAAGGAAUUGUCCUUGGAAGAACAACAGAAUGAUGAAAAAAAUUGUUUUCAUAUCCCAAUUUUUAGUCAUCUUCAAAAUUAAGUCCUCCUAACUGAAAA
Molecule: messenger RNA, 1853 nt
Organism: Episyrphus balteatus (marmalade hoverfly)
Lineage: Eukaryota; Metazoa; Arthropoda; Insecta; Diptera; Syrphidae
Product: maltase A2-like
Exons: 8
Coding region: 66-1787 (573 amino acids)
Biological process (GO): carbohydrate metabolic process
Source: RefSeq, a predicted model, not a curated record